Molecule: messenger RNA, 1782 nt
Organism: Penicillium griseofulvum
Lineage: Eukaryota; Fungi; Ascomycota; Eurotiomycetes; Eurotiales; Aspergillaceae
Exons: 2
Coding region: 1-1782 (593 amino acids)
Source: RefSeq, a predicted model, not a curated record
AUGUAUCUUUUCAGUUGGCUUUUCAAAAACCCCCCUCUGGCCAUGCCAACUAUGGAGAGCAUAGACGAGGUACCGUAUCGGUCACCCGUACCCCUUCAAUGGGAGUUGGCUCGACAAACAGAAAUUUUCCUCGAAGACUCACUAUGGCCGCAAGCUUAUAGUCUUCUCUUUAAUGUCCUCGCAUCGGGUACUAUCUCAUCAACAAAAGCAGUGAUCCCACUGCCGCAACAUUUAGCCGUCGCAGCUACGAUGCUCGUACACCCAAGAACGACAACACGCGCUGAGUCGGAGUACGAAAAAGAAGCACCCAAUGCAGCUUUGCGAUUUCUUCGACUAACGAACUCCCUUGUUGGUCCCAUUGAUGCAAAGUUUGGUCUCGCUUUCAACUUCUCCCAGUUAGCAUCUUCGCGACAUAGGCGGCGUGCGGAGAGCCCGAUGCUCAUUGAGCAUGACAACCCUGAUACCAGGCCCCUGAAUACGAAAUUCAACCAAGCUUCUUCGUUGUGGAACUGUGCAGAGGACUUCUGGCAUGCAGUCGGCUGGGCAUUUAAUUGUUCGGUAAUUCACCCGGCCCGGUGGGAGCGCUGGCAGAUAUGGCUCCAGUUUAUGUGCAACGUGCUCGAAGAUGACUGGAAAGAGCGCGAAAAGAAAUACCUCGAGGCGAAACAAAACCAGGUGGAUAUCCCAGUUUUGUCAGAGAUGCCGGUGAAGUCGGAGGGGGAGGCCUCACAGGGCGCUGAACCAGCCGAGAAAGAAACACGCAGCGGCAAAAAGCCUAAGGAAGAUGUAGUGCAUGUGUUUGAUGAUCUUGGGAUUUUCCGAGAAAGCCUGAUAUUCCGUUACAUCGCCUCAAAUACUACAGCCGGGCGGAACCGCAGAAUCAUGCGUGCAAUCUUUGCCAAUGGCAAAUCAAAUCUCGGCGAGUUCAAGGAGGUAUUCAACGAUGAACUGAAGAUUCCUGUUCCCGAACAAGACUCUCGUAAUAUCAAGAAGAGGGCAGGUGAUAUCAACCUCGACAAAGAUAACUAUGGCGACUACCUGGACAAUUCGGACGAGGAUUUCGAAGGUGAUAACAGCUCAACCUCUGUAUCGCCGCCAGCCAAGGGAUCAAAAGCCCGGAAGCAACGACGUAGCAAGCGAACACGACGAGGAACGCGAAACGCAAUGGACGAAGCUACAGACCCCGUCAAGAUGGCCAAAGGAAGCCAAAAACCCUCUCACAGUAAUAUAUCCCCGCUAGGCGGCUACACCUCCCUCGCCCUCCGCCAACAACUCCUCGGCAUCCUCUCCAGCGUCUCGGAAAGACUACCCCGGGACUUCUUGCCUCUGGACAACCUCUACGACAUGUUCGUCGAGAACAUCCGCGACCUCUCCCUCCCACUCUUCCAACACUUUAUCACCCCCUCCAACCUCCCCCAUCUCCUACCCGAAGCACACUCUACUCUCUGCGAACUGCUCCUCUUCGUCUUCCGCGAAAGCUCCGCCCCAAGCUCCGACAACAACUACCUUACCCAGGCCAAGCUGGAGGAAUGCUUCCUCCCCUAUGCGGCGGCUACGGCGAGUGUUGAGAACAACGCAAAGGUCUCCAUUCUGCUUGAGGCAUUGAUGACACUCCUGCAUAAGAGCAAUAUGCUCUCUGUGACCCCGUCACUAGUGAAAGCUGUUCGGUCUGGGAUUGCGCGACGUGAGCAGGCUAGUCGUGAUCGGGACUCGAUUGGAUGGUCUUACUUGCAGGAGAGCGGGUUUAGGAUGAGGUUUAUGGUUGAUCAUAUCUUACCAUGA